This is a messenger RNA of Gastrolobium bilobum, 723 nucleotides long. RefSeq names its product nuclear transcription factor Y subunit C-2-like. The record is from RefSeq and is a predicted model, not a curated record. Bases 1 to 723 code for a protein of 240 amino acids. The transcript has a single exon. Gene Ontology annotation, molecular function: protein heterodimerization activity; DNA binding; DNA-binding transcription activator activity, RNA polymerase II-specific. Gene Ontology annotation, biological process: regulation of DNA-templated transcription. Gene Ontology annotation, cellular component: nucleus. Lineage: Eukaryota; Viridiplantae; Streptophyta; Magnoliopsida; Fabales; Fabaceae.
AUGGAUCAAAACCAGUAUGGGGAACAAGGAGGAAAAGCACAUAGCACUAACCAAUAUCAAUGUAAUAACCACAUGAAUAUGAUGGGACCCACCCAUCUUCCAACUCAGAUAGGUGGUCCUUUUGCCCUGUAUCCCUACAUGACAGAGCAACAAUAUGGUCACCAAUACAUGCACCAAUUACAACAACAACAACAACAAGGACCAGGAGGAUUAUUGGAGCAACAACUCAACAACUUCUGGGCUACGAAUUACCAAGAAAUUGAGGAGACCACUGAUUUUAGGUUUCAUAGCUUGCCUCUGGCAAGGAUUAAGAAGAUAAUGAAGACUGAUGAGGAUGUAAAGAUGAUAUCAGCUGAGGCUCCUGUUGUAUUUGCUAAGGCAUGUGAAAUGUUCAUUAUUGAGCUUACAAUGAAGGCUUGGGUUAAUGCUAAUGAGAACAAAAGGAGGACACUUCAGAAGAGUGAUAUUGCUGAUGCAAUAUCAAAAACUGAAGUCUUUGAUUUUCUGGUUGAUGUUGUCCCCAAGGAUGAACCUACAACGGAUCAUGAUUUAUUUGUUCCCAUUGGGAAUGUUCCUCCUAACUAUGUGCCAUCACCAAACUUUGUUACACUUGCACCACCAUAUGGUGCUCCUGUAAUGGUCAUGGGAAGGCCUAUUUUUCCUCCUCUUGCAACUCGAAUGUUGCCCAUUCCCAAACAAGAAAAUGAUCAUGCUAGCUCCUAA